Molecule: messenger RNA, 1713 nt
Organism: Indicator indicator
Lineage: Eukaryota; Metazoa; Chordata; Aves; Piciformes; Indicatoridae
Gene: WSCD1
Product: WSC domain containing 1
Exons: 8
Coding region: 1-1713 (570 amino acids)
Molecular function (GO): sulfotransferase activity
Source: RefSeq, a predicted model, not a curated record
AUGGCCAAAGCUUUCUUCAGGCUCCAGAAGUUUCUCCGUCGGACCCAGUUCCUGCUCUUCUUCCUCACAGCAGCUUACCUGAUGGCUGGCAGCCUGCUGCUGCUGCAGCGGACCCGCCUGGUGAUCCAGCAAGGUUCACGUGGGACCUCUGCGAGUCAGGCCCUGCCGGUGCUGGACGGGACGGCCGGGGUUGGCAUGCUAGAGCCCAGGACACUGCAGAACCCCCGGCACGGGGCCAGGCUGCUGGUGGGCAUGGACACGCUGCAGGAGCCAGCCCUGGAGCAGUGGCACAGCCCGCGGUGGCUCGUGUCCCGCAACGUGGAGCUCAGGCAGCUGAGGAGGAGGUGGUUUCACAGGUUCAUCAGCGACCAGGAGCCCAUGCAGACAGUGGGCUUUAAAGCAAUGAAGCACACUGCUGAGCACAAAGGCACCUAUGUGGGAUGCUUCAGCGAUGACUCGAGGGAGAGGACGCUGAAGGGAGCUGUGUUCUACGACUUAAGGAAGAUGACAGUGUCCCACUGCCAGGAAGCUUGUGCUGAGAGGGCGUACGCCUUGGCGGGGCUGGCGUACGGAGCCGAAUGCUACUGCGGGAACCAGCUGCCGGCCAGCGCGGCCAAGCCGGAGGAGUGCAACAGCGAAUGCAAGGGCGAGAAGGGCUCCGUCUGCGGAGGGGUCAACCGGCUCUCGGUCUACAGGGUGGAGGAGCUGCGGGCAGCGGCCAGGAGACGGAGGAAUGUUAUCUAUCGAGGAUGUUUUAGAGCUCCAGAAAAUUUAACAGACACCUUCCCAGCCUCUUUGAUGCAGCCCAAUUUGACGGUGGAGAUGUGCUCUGAAUUUUGCUCCAAGAAAGAGUUUCCCUUGGCAGUCAUCCCGGGGCAGGAGUGCUACUGUGGGUACCCCACCGGGCGCUUCCCGCUGCGCCACGGUGCCGACGGGCAGCUCUGCAGCGCCGGCCGGGCUGGGUACUGCCAAGUCUAUCAGACACCAGUGCAAGACACUCGCUGCACGGACAGGAGGUUCUUGGCCACCAAGUCCAAAGGCUUUGUAGCCCUGUCCAGCUUCCCUGGGGCUGGGAACACCUGGGCUCGGCACCUGAUCGAGCACGCCACAGGCUACUACACCGGCAGCUACUACUUCGAUGGAGCCCUCUACAACAAGGGUUUUAAAGGGGAAAAAGACCACUGGAGAAGCAGGAGGACCAUCUGUGUGAAGACGCACGAGAGCGGCAGGACGGAGAUCGAGAUGUUUGACUCUGCCAUCCUGCUGAUCAGGAACCCCUACAAGUCGCUGGUGGCCGAGUUCAACCGCAAGUACGCCGGGCACCUGGGCUACGCCGCCGAGCGCGCCUGGCACAGCAAAGAGUGGCCUGAUUUUGUCAACAGCUACGCCUCGUGGUGGGCCUCCCACGUCCUGGACUGGCUGAAGUAUGGGAAGCGCCUGCUGGUCGUCCACUACGAGGACCUGAAGCAGAGCCUCAUCCCCAAGCUGAAGGAGAUGGUGGAGUUCCUGAACAUGACAGUGACAGAGGACAGGCUGCUCUGCGUGGAGAACAACAGGGAUGGGAAUUUCAAACGGUCUGGUGCUAAGCAAAAGGAUUUUGAGCCAUUCACCCAGGAAAUGAAAGAUCUUAUCAACAGAUACAUCCUGACAGUGGAUGAAGCCCUGAGGGAAAGAAACUUCACAGGGCUGCCCAGAGAGUAUGUGCCAAGAUGA